Messenger RNA from Moneuplotes crassus, 837 nucleotides. The record is from the annotation of a GenBank genome assembly. NCBI's taxonomy places the organism in Eukaryota, Ciliophora, Spirotrichea, Euplotida, Euplotidae.
AUGCUGAUCUCUGAAACUUCAAUUAAUACCAGUGCGAAGAAUCACUCUCCGUCACAAAUUCUUAUGAGUCAUUGUAAAGGAUCUCAAAAAUCGGCUGAAAAAACAAAGAUCACAAUUGAACUCAAAAAUUUACCAUUUGUUAGAUCAUUUAUUGACCAAGACUCAUGGGUUCCUCAGUACAUGCUAGAAGCUCAGAAAAUUAAAAAGAGGCACAAAGAGGCUAAUAAAAGGCGUCUAAAUCUCAAACAAGAGCUCAUAAACAUGGUAAAUGAUGAUUUGAUGGGAUAUUUCAGAAAUAAAGUUGCUGAAAAGAAAGCAAAUCAAAGAUGCCCAAGUAGUAUUUUAUCUAAUAUCAACUGGUAUUCUUCAGAGAGUAUUCCACUGAAUAAAGAAGAAGCAAUAAAGAUUAGAAGUAUCCAAGCAGAUAGAUUUGAUCCGAAUGAGGAGAGGCCCAGAGCAACUUCUUUUCAGGACCAACAGAGGUUGAAGCAGGAUCCGUUCUUUACCAAAAGGAGACUCAAAUAUUGCAGAGCUAAUAGGACGAGACAUUUGGAAAAAGAGGCCAAAAUCCAGAAAAGCUCAAGCAUAGAUGUCCUUUAUAGAAGAAGUCCUCAGAAAAAGGGCAGUAUAGCCAAAGGUGGCAUCCUUCAAUUGAAUUGUUCCCAAGAGAGAGGGCUAUAUUUUAAGAGCAAGAAAGAUCUGAAUAAUUCAAAAUCUUCCAAAUAUUUCAGAAAGCUAUCUCAGAAAAACUACCGUAUACAACCUAAAUUUGGUCGGACUCUUAGUAGGAAAGUGAUGCUGAAAAAUAUCAAAACUCUCAAAAAUGCUAAAAACUAA